GAACUAACCCUUUAAUGUUUUAGACCACCAAUGUCAAGCUCCCAACCCUGCAGAGUUUAGUUCCUUGAAAACUAAUGCAGGUGUUGGUAAGCGAUAGAGCAGGUAUGAACUAAACUCUGCAUGACUGUGAUCCUCCACAAGCUGAAUUUGACCACCAUUUUGAACUUUAAUGGCUAUUUAUGGCAUAACUAUAUGUUAACUCGUAUUUUAAUGUCUUUUUUCAUCCUAGACAUGAUGGGGCUGAAAGAGGAAAGAGUAGAACUGAAUGACAUGCAAGAUAAAAAUCAGCAUAAGAAACAUGAUUUUGUAACUGGACAAAAAUCAUUCAGUUGGUCAACCACUGAAAAGAAUUCAUCUCAAAACACUGGAUCUAGAGGUCAUUUCACCUGCCAAGAUUGUGGACAGAGUUUCGAUCAACAAGGAAAUCUUAAAAUCCACUUGAGGAUUCACACUGGAGGGAGGCCUUACACCUGCCCUCAGUGUGGAAAGGGUUUUACACACAGACAAACUCUUAGAACCCACAUAAGAAUACACACUGGAGAGAAGCCUUAUACCUGCCAACAGUGUGGAAAGGGUUUCACUGAAUAUGGAAACCUUAAAGUCCACAAGAGGAUUCACGAUGGAGUGAAGCCCUUCACCUGCCAACAGUGUGGAAAGGGUUUCACUGUAUAUGGAAACCUUAAAGUCCACAUGAGGAUUCACACUGGAGAGAAGCCUUUCACUUGUCAACAUUGUGGAAAAUGUUUCUCAAUAAACGGAAGCCUAAAAAGGCACAUGAGAAUUCACACUGGAGAGAAGCCUUUCACUUGUAAACUGUGUGGAAAAUGUUUCAUCGAACAUGGACCUCUUAAAGUCCACAUGAGUAUUCACACUGGAGAGAAGCCUUUCACUUGUCAACAUUGUGGAAAAUGUUUCUCAAUAAACAGAAGCCUAAAAAAGCACAUGAGGAUUCACACUGGAGAGAAGACUUUCACUUGUAAACUGUGUGGAAAAUGUUUUUCAGUAAACGGAAGCCUUCAAAGGCACAUGAGGAUUCACACCGAGGAGACGUACACCUCCUAACCCGAGGUGUCAUGCCCAUUCAAACCGAAGGAUGCCUGCUUAUUUAUUAAAUCAUAAUGCCUUGACCUGCUUAUAACGGAAUGUUUCAAAACCGGAAUAAUAACCAAAUUCUGUAACUUAUAUUUUGGUUACAUCCCAAUGUUUGUAAUUCUGUCAGUAAAAUAAAGGUUACAAAAGAAUAAUUAAAAGCA
This is a messenger RNA of Carassius auratus (goldfish), 1253 nucleotides long. Its product is annotated as gastrula zinc finger protein XlCGF8.2DB-like. Gene Ontology annotation, biological process: regulation of transcription by RNA polymerase II. Gene Ontology annotation, molecular function: DNA-binding transcription factor activity, RNA polymerase II-specific. The transcript has a single exon. Gene Ontology annotation, cellular component: nucleus. Lineage: Eukaryota; Metazoa; Chordata; Actinopteri; Cypriniformes; Cyprinidae. The record is from RefSeq and is a predicted model, not a curated record. Bases 121 to 1062 code for a protein of 313 amino acids.